CCAAUGCCUCGCUUCUCGUUUGUUGGGCGAGCGUCUCCAGCUCGCUUGCCGGGCUUGGUGCUGUCGUUGCUUAUCGUCUCGCAGCGGCUCCUUUCAGCAGCAUUGGAGCAGGACGCGACUAGCUUCGUCGAUGUGAAGAAACGCAUCAAUGUUGACGUGCAGCAACAACGUCAAGAGGAGACAAGAAUACUUCUUGAGGAGAAAGAACAAGAAAAGCAGAAGGAAAAACAAGAGCUGAAACCGACCCGAUAUGAAGCACUGGAGAACCUCAUGCGCUUUCUUCAACCCGACGACAGUGCCUCAACCUCAUGCUUUGGCCCUCGGAGUCGGAAGGAUCCACGGAAACCACCGCAACUGGGCUGGACAUCAGGAAUGAUAUCGAAUGACGAACGCCUGGGUCAAUACGUCGAGAAGGUGAUAAGGUUGCUGCCUCCUGACGACUUAUCGAAUUUUCACCCGAAAAUUGAUCGGCUGAAGGACGUAGUCGACAAACUGCUAAAGCCCACUGUCGAAAGGUGCGAGGAGUUUUUUGACGAUCUGUUACGGCUCUGCUGUUUGCUAAGCUUUCCUCAUCUCGUUCUCGGUCUCUCUUUAAUCUCUCCCGUGGUAUUCGCUUUUGCCUAGCGCUUCCACAACGAGAGCGUGUGACAAGGAUGCUCUAAGAUAGGAGAUCAAGAUCUAAUAAAAAUUGGAAUUAUAGACAACAGGUAGGAUCACGAUCGAGAUGAAUGAUCAGUCUUCUAAUGUAAACACGUUACAGCAAUGAAGACGACCGCUGCAAACUCCAAGCGGAAAAGAUGAGGAAAGGCAUAGGACAUGUAGCCCCCAGCCAAGACGUGAGGGCGACAUCAACUCGUAUAACGAGCAGCGAAGAUCUCGGCAAGAAUAUGCUAGGCACGCCUGGCACGUAUGGCGCUGUAUUUACCUUCCAUGGC
Molecule: messenger RNA, 935 nt
Organism: Amoebophrya sp. A25
Lineage: Eukaryota; Dinophyceae; Syndiniales; Amoebophryaceae
Source: the annotation of a GenBank genome assembly